AUGGCAACAAUUUCAAACGAUAAGAGAACCGUCAUCAUAGCUGCAAGGGAGAGAGGUCCUGGUCCAGGAAGAUAUGCUCUCCCAUCGUCUAUAGGGUUCAUGUCCCAUGACUGCACCAAGCAGAUGAAACCUGCUUACUCCUUUGGGCGCAGACUGUAUGAUGAUUUGUACAGAAGUGAUAGCAGCCCAGGACCUGCCUACUUCAUUGAUCCAAGGAUUACACGGCACGGAACUGAUGGUACACCUGCCUACUCCAUGUUGGGACGUCAACAUGAUCCAAACACCUUCAAGACUCCAUCCCCAGGAGCCUACUCCCCAGAAAAGGUACACCCACAGGGUGAGAGACACGCAGCCAGAUAUUCCAUCUCUGCCAGAACUCCGUAUCGACAGAGAGACCAGAACCCCUCUCCCAAUAAAUACUGCCUACCUCCAGUCCUUGGUAAUAAACAGCCAAAUAAGCCAGCACCUCCUGCGUACUUCAUGUCCAGCCGACAAGACAUAGGUAGUUAUCUAGAGGAUUUGGCCAAGGCCCCAGGGCCAGGCCAGUACAAUGGAACCCAUCCAGAUAGCUACAUGGUCAAGGCUCCGCUGUAUUCAAUGAGGAGCAGAAGUUACAUGCCAGGAGACAACACUAAGAAACCAGGUCCUGGACAACACAGCCCUGAGAGAGUCAGCAUCAACAAGCAGGCUCCCCCACAGCACUCUCUCGGUAUCCGCCAUUCAGAGUUCAUUUGUCCUCUGAUCACUGAAUGCUGA
Ylistrum balloti is the source of this 756-nucleotide messenger RNA. Its product is annotated as outer dense fiber protein 3-like. Gene Ontology annotation, cellular component: cytoskeleton. The transcript is spliced from 4 exons. The coding region runs from base 1 to 756 and encodes 251 amino acids. NCBI's taxonomy places the organism in Eukaryota, Metazoa, Mollusca, Bivalvia, Pectinida, Pectinidae. The record is from RefSeq and is a predicted model, not a curated record.